AUGGCCUCAUGUUCAGAGUUUUCCCAGAAGUCCUGUGAAGAAUGCUUAAAAAAUGUUUCGUGCCUUUGGUGUUACACCAACAACACUUGUAUUGAUUACCCUGUAAGAAGCAUUCUUCCACCAUCUUCCUUAUGUUCCCUCUCAAAUGCUCGAUGGGGAGUUUGUUGGAUAAACUUUGAGGCUUUAAUUAUUGCCAUAGCUGUAGUAGCUGGGCUCAUUCUCGUGUCCAUAGCAGUCUGUUGCUGUUACUGCUGUUACUGCAGAAGGCGUUCCAGGAGUGGACCAGAUGAAGAAGAAGAACGGCUAGCUAGAAAGAGAGAGGAACGAAGAUUACAGUCUCUUCAGAGGAAACAUGAAAGAAAACUGAAGCAUGAUGAAAUACGCAAGAAGUAUG
Nestor notabilis (Kea) is the source of this 394-nucleotide messenger RNA. RefSeq names its product pituitary tumor-transforming gene 1 protein-interacting protein-like. The annotation marks the transcript as partial. The transcript is spliced from 6 exons. Gene Ontology annotation, biological process: protein import into nucleus. Lineage: Eukaryota; Metazoa; Chordata; Aves; Psittaciformes; Psittacidae. Gene Ontology annotation, cellular component: cytoplasm; nucleus. The record is from RefSeq and is a predicted model, not a curated record.